Argentina anserina (silverweed cinquefoil) is the source of this 1273-nucleotide messenger RNA. RefSeq lists its product as uncharacterized. Bases 26 to 1093 code for a protein of 355 amino acids. The record is from RefSeq and is a predicted model, not a curated record. The transcript is spliced from 7 exons. Gene Ontology annotation, molecular function: nucleic acid binding. Lineage: Eukaryota; Viridiplantae; Streptophyta; Magnoliopsida; Rosales; Rosaceae.
UGUGGAGCAAACAGAGCAGAGAGCAAUGGCGAGAACAGAACAAGACAACUGGUCCGAGGCAGUGGAAGAUCUCGUAACAUCCGGAGACACCGACGCAGCCAUAUCUCUCUUGGAGUCCGUAAUCUCCAAUCUCGGAACAAAUGACUCCCCCGAUUCUGCUCCUCAGUUGGGCUCUGCUCUCUCCGACUUGGCCCAGCCCUACUCCUCCAAAGGCUUCUCUCUCAAAGCUGACGACCUUCAGUCUCGCGCUUCCCUCAUCAAGCUUCGUCACUCUUCCUCCUCUUCUAGUGUUGCUACAGAGAAGCAGAGCUUGAUGCCCGGACAGAAUUCAACUGAUGGACAUAUUGAGAACUCAACGAAAUCGCAGGAACCUUCUACUUGCAAUGGGUCUUCGGAUGAUGAUUGGGAAGCUAUUGCAGACCGCACACCUGAUGAAUUAUCAUCACAAUCUUUGCCCGGAGUAUCAAAACUUUCUUUUGAAGAUACCAAAAUUCAAAUCCCUAAGCGGCGUGGAAGAGGAACAUUUGCAUACAAGAAAAAUGAACUUUACAGUGAUCAAAUAUCUAAUAAGAUAGUGGUUAAUAAUGCUAGCUUAGAGGAAGAAAAUGAGGGUCAUAAUUUGGAGGAAGGUGAAGAGACAAGAAAAUCAAAAUAUGGUACACACUACAUUCUUGUGUUAUCUGGCUUUCCACCAAGUACAAGAACGAUUGAGUUGGAGAAUCUUUUUGAGGACUUUAAAGAUCGUGGGGUUGUUAUUCGCUGGGUCAAUGAUACGGUUGCACUUGCAGUUUUCCGAACACCAGCAAUAGCACUUGAGGCUCGUAACCAAAUGCAAUGUUCUAUGACAGUUCGAGUGCUUGAUGAGGAUGAUACCCUUCUGAGCUCAAUUUCACUAAAAGAUCUAGAGCCUCCUCGCCAAAGGCCAAAAACAUCGGCAAGAACUGGGCAGAGGCUCAUUGCACAUGGAAUGGGGAUGAAAUUACCUUCAACUGCCUUCGGGUCUCCAGACUUGAAGAAACAGGAAAAUGAUCGAAGGAGCCGCAUAGUCACGAGGCAAAAAUUAAAAGAUGAUGCUUGGGGUGGGGAUGAAUAGUGAAUUAUUUUGGAAAUUAAAAAUAUUAAUCACUCCAUCUACUUGUAUGCAAUUUCGGACUGUAAAGUCUGCCAUUCAACUCUCUGAUUUCAGCAGUUGAAUUUCUGGGUAUUUAGCUUGCGUAUACUUCUCUAGAAAGUAUCAAUGAAGGGCCGAAAAGUUGCUUGUUUCUGUGGUCUA